AUGCACCAUACUCGUGGGCCAGUGGCAAUCCGUAAAAUGGGCAAGAUCCUGGCAGACCCAGUGGUCUGUAUAACUACAGUGGUAUCUGUAGUUACAGUUGGCAUAGGAUGUUAUCUUUACUUUUCUAAGCGUCCUAUACCUGCACUAGAGAAAAAUGCAGUUCGGCAGUUCACCUUGAUAGAGAAAGAGCAAAAGAGCCCUAAUACAUAUAGAUACCGGUUUUCUCUUCCAAACAAAUGGAAUGUGCUAGGUAUUCCUAUUGGACAGCACAUCCAAAUACUGGCGCCCAUAGAUGGAAAAGAGGUGGUUAGAAAUUAUACGCCAACGAGUCCCAGCGAUGCCAAGGGAUAUUUUGAUAUUCUUGUAAAGACCUACCCAGAUGGUCUAAUGUCAAACUACUUGGUCAACCUCGAGAUUGGGGAUAAGAUCACCGCCAGAGGACCAAAAGGUCUAUUUGAAUACACUCCUAACAUGGUACGAGCUAUUGGAAUGGUAGCAGGCAGGUGGCUCUGGUAUCACGCCCAUGUAUCAAGUAAGAUUAUCAAGGCUAUCUUGGGUAACCAAAAAGACAAGACAGAGGUUACUUUGAUUUACGGAAACCAGACUGAGCCAGACAUUCUCCUCCGAGAAGAGCUGGAUGUGCUUGCGACUAUGCACCCAAAUCGGUUUAAUGUACACUAUGUGCUAAGCCGCCCACACACAACGUGGGCUGGACACACAGGUCGCAUCGACAAAGAGAAAAUGGAAAUGUGGCUUCCAAAACCGGCAGGAGACGUCAAAAUACUUGUAUGCGGACCUCCGGGCCAGGUCAAGGCUAUUACAGAGGCAGCAACGGCUUUGGGCUUUGUUUCUCCACGUACUGUCAGUAAAGUGGUAGAUCAAGUGUUUAAGUUUUAA
Phycomyces blakesleeanus NRRL 1555(-) is the source of this 897-nucleotide messenger RNA. RefSeq lists its product as hypothetical. The coding region runs from base 1 to 897 and encodes 298 amino acids. Lineage: Eukaryota; Fungi; Mucoromycota; Mucoromycetes; Mucorales; Phycomycetaceae. The transcript is spliced from 7 exons. Gene Ontology annotation, cellular component: endoplasmic reticulum. The record is from RefSeq and is a predicted model, not a curated record. Gene Ontology annotation, molecular function: oxidoreductase activity.